CGGACCUCGGCGUCCCAAGGGUCGGCGCUCGCCGCCUGAUUACGUGCCCUCGCUAUCGCCGGCGGCUGCUCGACUUGCAACACUCUCACAACUUUCUAUCCAUCCCUCACCUCAUUCCCCCAGGUGCCACACAACCACAUAUAACCCACAGCGAUGCCCCCAAAAGCAGACAUGGCCCCCGUCUCGCGUGAGAGCAGGCCGACGAUCGUCGGCCCCGAUAGUCCAGAGGAUCCAUACCCCAUGCAGUUGGAAGGCGCCGUCACCAAAGGGUUUGGCCGUGGUGCGCGGUUUCUCGGGAUUCCCACUGCGAACCUUCCAGAUGAAUCAUUAGAUCCUCUCAAUUCCCUCGGUAUGACGGGUAUAUACUACGGCUACGCCCGUAUCCACCCGUCCACCUCCACCCCUCUCCCCUCCGCCUUCCCAACCCCCACCACAUCUCUCCCAGGCUCCAAAGCUUCCUCCCCCCCACCAGGCGGAGAGGUAUUGGAGCCGUUGCCGACUGUGACGGCGCCUUACCCGCCCGAGCAUCAUGCGCAGAGGUGGAGUAAGGAGGAUGAAAAGGUGUGGCCGAUGGUGAUGAGUGUGGGCUGGAAUCCCUACUUUAACAAUGAAAAGAUCACUGCUGAGGUGCAUAUCAUGCACCCGUUCAAAGCCGACUUUUAUGGGCAUCACAUGAGCGUCCUCGUACUGGGCUACAUCCGCCCAGAGCUCAACUAUGUCUCCAAAGAGGCGUUGAUUGAAGAUAUCAAGACUGACGCUAGGGUCGCCUUGAACUCUCUUGCCCGGCCAGCGUACGCAGCUUUGGCCAAGGACAAGUUUUUGACAAAGGAAGCUUGAUUUGGGUCAUGAUUAUAUGGGAUUUACGUUUGCAUAUAGAGUAAGAGUUGUAUGUAUUCAUGAAAGAAUGAACAAGGCAACUGGUAUAGAUACGUAUAAUGGACCUGUUGAUGGUUGUAUAAGCCAGUCCUGCUUACUUGUACUCGACAACAAAUCUACACGCCAAAUCGUCAGCCUCAUCCCAACAAGAUUAUCACAAAAGUAAAUGUCAAUGGCAGGAAUGAAAAGAAGGAUCAGGGUCUAAUUAAAUAAAUGAAGCCUCAUAGCCACAAUUGGGCUCGGAGUGAGCUGAGUAGUUUUCUCAUCAUACAUAGAAUAGGGACAAGAAUCACAGAGAGAUUGACAGGAUUGAGUGGACUUACGAUGGCAGAAAAGACAAUGUGUCGACGUUGUGGGCAAUUCCGACAAAUGUGGAGUGACACCUGAUAGACUAAUGUCAGCUCGCGUCCAGCAGACCAAUUUGGUAAAGUGGUGGAGAGGAAUGUAGAUGUAUCAGGGUCUAAUUAAAAAAGUGAAGCCUCAUUGCACAAAGGGCUCGGGGCGACCGUAGUCUUGGAAAUUUCUCAUCAAAGGUAGGAAUAAGGGCAAUAGAAUCGAGCAGGGAAUAGGAGAUGGAAAGAUACUCACUACCUGGGUGUGCGGAUUGU
This is a messenger RNA of Cryptococcus amylolentus CBS 6039, 1484 nucleotides long. RefSeq lists its product as hypothetical. Lineage: Eukaryota; Fungi; Basidiomycota; Tremellomycetes; Tremellales; Cryptococcaceae. Gene Ontology annotation, biological process: riboflavin biosynthetic process; FMN biosynthetic process. The record is from RefSeq and is a predicted model, not a curated record. The transcript is spliced from 4 exons. Gene Ontology annotation, molecular function: riboflavin kinase activity. Bases 154 to 837 code for a protein of 227 amino acids. Gene Ontology annotation, cellular component: mitochondrion.